AUGCAAUUCAACCCACGUCGAACGAGUUCGGGCAACGGCGCUUUCCUCAUCUCAAAUACUCACCUUCGACCGGCAAUGAAAAGUGAGCCAGCACUCCCUUCACGACCACGACGCCCGGCUUUACUUCGCCUACACAAGUUCCGUGCCAUCAUCCUACCACUUCUUCUCAUGUUCACAUUCACCACCCUGCUCCUGGGGGCCAUCUACGCAUACUGUGUAGCGAAGCCUCACACCGACAUUGGAGACAUCUUGGCCGUGGACAGCAGUGCGGAAGCCGACUCCUCCAUCUUCAGCAAACGAGAAACAGCAAACACUGCCACCGAAACCACAGCAGACAAAAAGAGCAUUUCUUCUUCCUACGGGCAUUCCGAGGUCGCUCUGCUUUUCUACGCGCUCACUGCGCCUGGGCUUUCUAUAUUCCACACUGUCUUUGAACUCAUCAUGCAUCACCACACCCCCCAAUAUCUGUCACGACGCAGCAUCUACAUCACUUUCCUCACAACGUCUUCGCUUCUCACCUGUGGCUGGAUCACCACCCUAGCUUUCUGGAUGCACUGUGAACUACCCAUCUUCAACCAGAAUAAGGCUGGACAGGGCGUCUGCCCUAUCCAGGUCCGCGGACACUUCAUGUACGGGAUACAUGAAGUCAGCAUUGCCAGGAUCGUCGUAGGAUGGAUCAUUGUGCUGACGUACAUUGGCCAUGUUGUCCUUCUGAGCUUUGGUUACAAUGUACAGAAAAGGAUAUGGAGGAUCAUAGGUGGUGGGGCAGCAACUGGCGAUGUGGAGAUGACCCACGGCGAGGCCAGAGUCGUCGUAGUCAGCUUCGACGAGGAUGACAAGGACGAUCGAGCUCUGGCCAAGGAAGCGCGUGCUCUAUGA
This is a messenger RNA of Cladophialophora yegresii CBS 114405, 879 nucleotides long. RefSeq lists its product as uncharacterized. The record is from RefSeq and is a predicted model, not a curated record. Lineage: Eukaryota; Fungi; Ascomycota; Eurotiomycetes; Chaetothyriales; Herpotrichiellaceae. The transcript has a single exon. Bases 1 to 879 code for a protein of 292 amino acids.